Molecule: messenger RNA, 1773 nt
Organism: Periconia digitata
Lineage: Eukaryota; Fungi; Ascomycota; Dothideomycetes; Pleosporales; Periconiaceae
Source: the annotation of a GenBank genome assembly
CCCAAAUCGUCUCCGCUAUUCUUUCCACGGCUCGCGCCACCCAGCUCACGCUACACCCACUGUGGCUCGCAACCCCCAACGCCCCGUAGGCGAAGGAAACCUUCCCUCUUUUCCACUAUGAUUCCAACGGACCUGGAGAAGGGAAAGACUCUGGGCGUGCUGCCAGAUUCCUCCGACACGACACAAAACAACGAAGAUGAACCACAAACUCACGAUACCCCGGUGGUUGAGACCCAGGACAGAGAUGCGACGGAACAAGAGCUGGGAAAUUUGAGUCGAGGAAUCGACAGCAUUCCCUUUGCGGUAUGGAUCGUUGUGGUCGCAGGGGCUGCGGAGCGAAUCACAUUCUACGCCGUUACAGGCCCUUGGCAAAAUUACAUGCAGCAUCCACCGGGAGAGACCUUGCCUGGCGCAUUAGGCUUGGGUCAGGCUCGCGCGACCACAAUAUUCAACGCCUUUGUGUUUCUGUCAUACUUGAUCCCAAUGCCCGUAGCCAUUAUUGCAGAUACGAAGCUGGGGCGGUAUAGAACUAUCGGUGCGGGUCUAUUAUUUUACAUGCUGGGUCUUAUUGUCAUGUUCGUCACCUCCCUGCCCUACUCUUUGCGACAUGGGGCCGGAAUCCCCGGCUUAGCGGUUUCCAUGAUCUGCAUAGCGAUCGGAGUGGGCAGUGUCAAAGCUAACAUAGCUGCCUUCAUGCUUGACCAGUAUCCUGAGACAGCGCCAAAGUUACUUACUCGCAAAAACGGCGACCGCUUCGUGGGCGACAGAGACAUGACCAUACAAUACGUCUACAAUGUUUAUUAUUGGCUGGUGAAUAUCGCUGGACUAUCGUCUAUACCAUCUACCUAUCUUGAGAAGAUCUAUGGGUUUUGGGCUGCUUACCUUCUGGCAUGGUGUAGCCUAGGUUUAUGCGCCGGUCUUUUGCUCUUUUACCGAAAGCGCUUCAUUAGAGUUGCCCCACAGGGCAACAUACUCCCCAAUGCAGCAAAAGUUCUCACCGUGGCAGUGAAAAACGGCUUUAGAAUGCAAGCUGCAUCUCCAUCAUACCAGCGCGAAUACAAUGGGGUCAAUGUUCCAUGGGAUGAAAACUUUGUGGCUGAAAUCCAACGCGGACUUGUAGCGAGCCAGGUUAUUUUGGCUUUCAGUCUAUUCGAGUUGGGUUAUAGUCAGAUUCAAAACAACCUCGUGUCGCAAGCUGGUCAGAUGCGAUUGGACCGUGUCCCAAAUGAUGCAUUCCAAACUCUGAAUCCUAUCGCUUGCAUCAUCCUUGGUCCACUCGUUCAAAGCCUAUACGGUUGGUUGAAGAAGAGAAAUAUCCCAUUCAGACCUAUUGCACGAGUCAUGACCGCCUUUCUGCUAAUGGCUAUCGCAAUGGGCUAUGCAUCUGGCGUUCAAGACCUGGUAUACAACACCGGACCAUGCUACGACAGACCACUUGCCUGCCCAGAGUCCGACAAUGGUCGCGUUCCCAACAACGUCAGCGUCUGGCUACAAACGCCAAUGCAUUUCAUAAUGGCGUUUUCAGAGUUUCUUGCGAUAGUCACCAUGAUGGAGUAUGCAUAUUCGAAGGCGCCGGCGGGGAUGAAGUCGAUUGUGCAGGCCUUCUCUCAACUUUCCAAUGCCCUAGGAAGGGCUUUGGGUAUGGCAAUUUCUCCUUUGGCGAAAGAUCCUCAUCUCGUUGCGUAUUAUGCUUCUUUGGCAGGCGUCAUGGUACUAAGCAUAAUGCUUUUCCGGUUCUUCUUCAAACGAUAUGACGACAUUGAUGACGCUUAA